This is a messenger RNA of Balaenoptera musculus (blue whale), 5899 nucleotides long. It is a transcript of the gene MYPN, whose product is annotated as myopalladin. Bases 357 to 4319 code for a protein of 1320 amino acids. Lineage: Eukaryota; Metazoa; Chordata; Mammalia; Artiodactyla; Balaenopteridae. The transcript has 20 exons. The record is from RefSeq and is a predicted model, not a curated record.
CUGACCCCCACCUCCCAUAGGUGCUGUCCUGCUGUGGAAUCCCUUUGCUCAGUUUUCUCCUAUCCAAUCAGGUGGAAUGUUUCACAGGCACAUGGUUUAUACAGCUCAAAAUAACUUGGGACCUGUGAGCUGACAAAUGCUCUGGCUCCGGUGGUGACAGGUUGUCCAGCUUCUAACAGCCAUCUUCACUGAAACUAAGGUUAACUCCUCACUCUGCGGACGGCUACUCUCCAUUUCCAAGGGCGUGAAGAAUUUUCUUUUUCUCCUGUGCUUUCAUCUAAAAGUUCUCCUUGGAUAAUUAUCAUCACGGUGGAGUGUUUGGACAUCCUCAUCUGGGUCAACUAAAAAAAGAAAGCAUGCAAGACGACAGCCUAGAAGCUUCUACUUCCAUAUCUCAGCUUCUAAGAGAGAGCUAUUUAGCUGAAACUAGACAUCAGGGAAACAAUGAGAGGAGUCGAGCAGAGCCUUCCUCCAACUCUUUCCAUUUUGGCAGUCCUUCUGGAGCUGCUGAAGGUGGAGGAGGCCAAGAUGACCUUCCAGAUCUUUCAGCCUUUCUGAGCCAAGAAGAAUUAGAUGAAAGCGUCAAUUUGGCAAGACUGGCAAUCAAUCAUGACCCUUUGGAGAAAGCAGAUGAAGCCCAAGCUAGAAGAUGUUUUUCUUCUGAUCAGAUGAAACACUCACCUAAAUCAAGUUUUGACCCUAACUUCUGCCAGGAUAACUCUCGAAGUCCUACCAACUCUAAAGAGAGCCUCCAGGAGGCAAAAAGGCCACAGUAUAGUUCUGAAACCCAGUCCAAAAAAGUAUUCUUAAAUAAGGCUGCCGAUUUCAUUGAAGAGCUGUCAUCCCUUUUCAAAGCCCAUAGCUCCAAAAGGAUUAGACCUCGUGCCUGCAAAAACCACAAGAAUAAAUUGGAAUCUCAAAGCAAAGUUAUGCAGGAAAACAGCUCCAGUUUCUCAGAUCUGUCAGAAAGAAGAGAAAGAUCUUCUGUUCCCAUCCCUAUCCCUGCAGAUACCAGGGAUAAUGAAGUGAACCAUGCCCUUGAACAGCAGGAAGCCAAGAGGCGCGAAGCUGAGCAGGCUGCCAGUGAGGCAGAUGGGGGAGACACCACCCCGGGGUCUUCUCCUUCGUCUUUGUACUAUGAAGAACCUCUGGGGCAACCUCCCCGGUUCACUCAAAAGUUACGGAGCAGAGAAGUUCCAGAAGGAACCAGAGUACAGUUGGAUUGCAUAGUGGUAGGAAUUCCACCACCUGAAGUAAGGUGGUACUGUGAAGGCAAGGAGCUUGAAAAUUCCCCAGACGUUCACAUCAUCCAGGCAGGAAAUCUGCACUCACUGACCAUUGCUGAAGCCUUUGAAGAGGACACAGGACGCUAUUCCUGCUUUGCUUCUAACAUCUAUGGGACAGAUUCAACUUCUGCUGAGAUUUACAUAGAAGGGGUUUCUUCUUCUGACUCAGAAGGGGACCCUAACAAGGACGAAAUGAAUCGAAUCCAGAAGCCAAAUGAGGUGUCAUCCCCUCCCACUACUUCUGCAGCCAUUCCUUCAGCAGUACCCCAAGCCCAGCAUGUGGUGGCCCAGCCCAGUGUGUCAACCAUUCAGCAGUGUCAGAGCCCUACCAACUAUCUGCAAGGAUUGGAUGGAAAACCUAUCAUUGCAGCUCCUGUGUUUACAAAGAUGUUACAAAAUUUAUCAGCCUCUGAGGGUCAGCUAGUUGUCUUUGAAUGCAGAGUAAAAGGAGCUCCAUCUCCUAAAGUUGAGUGGUAUAGAGAAGGGACCUUGAUAGAAGAUUCUCCAGAUUUUAGAAUUUUACAGAAAAAACCUCGAUCCAUGGCAGAGCCAGAGGAGAUCUGUACUUUGGUCAUUGCUGAGGUAUUUGCGGAAGACUCUGGGUGCUUCACCUGUACUGCAAGCAAUAAAUACGGCACAGUGUCAAGCAUUGCACAGCUAGAUAUAAGAGGAAAUGAAGACCCCAGAAACAAUGGGUCUCUUCACUCAGCCAACUCUACCACCAACCUGGCUGCUAUUGAGCAACAGCCGUCCCCACCCAACCCAGAGCCGCCUUCUGUGGAACAACUCCCUAAACCCAAACUGGAAGGCGUUCUGGUGAACCACAACGAGCCCCGGUCCAGCUCAAGGAUCGGGCUCCGUGUCCACUUCAACCUGCCUGAAGAUGACAAAGGAAGUGAAGCAUCCUCUGAGGGUGGCAUGGUGACCACCAACCAGACCAGGCCUGAUUCCUUCCAGGAGAGAUUCAAUGGACAGUCAGCAAAAAUCCCUGAGCCUUCCUCGCCCGUCAAAGAGCCCCCUCCAGUUCUGGCCAAACCCAAACUAGAUUCCAGCCAGCUACAACAGCUUCACAAGCAAGUCUUACUGGAACAACAGCAGUUGCAAAACCCAUCUCCUUCAUCUCCUAAGGAGUUUCCUUUCAACAUGAGUGUUUUGACCUCCACUGCUGUCCCAGCGGUGACAAUGUCCGGCAAGCAGGUGAAGGCCCCUUCAUCACAGACAUUCAGCUUGGCCCGGCCAAAGCACUUCUUCCCCUCCACGAGCACCACUGCAGCAACUGUGUCCCCUUCCAGCUCUCCAGUGUUCACCCUGAUCAGCACUCCUCAAGCCAUGCAGAGGACAGCGAGCAAAGAAAGCCUCUUAGUUUCCCAGCCCUCGGUGCAAACCAAAUCUCUAGGAGGGGUUUCUGCCCAAAACGAGCCACCUCCUCCAGGUCUGACAGAGCCAGCACAACUGCCACUCACAUUUUCCAUCUCCAGUGGAAACCAGUUUCAGCCCCACUGCGUGUCCCCAACUCCUGUCUCUCCCACCGGCCGGAUUCAGAACCCAGUGGCUUUCCUCAGCUCCGUCCUGCCUUCUCUCCCUGCCAUCCCACCCACCAAUGCCAUGGGGCUGCCUAGAAGCGCACCAUCCGUGCCAUCCCAGGGACGAAUGAAGAAACAUAUAAAGUCUUCCCAACCAGUGAAUGAUGAUUACAUUCGUGAAACUAAGAAUGCGGUGAUUCUAGACUUGGGUAAAAAAAUGAAUUUCAGUGAUGUCAGAUCAAACCAGCAGGAGUACAAAAUUUCAAGCUUUGAGCAGAGGCUGAUGAAUGAAAUAGAGUUUCGCUUGGAACGCACCCCUGUUGAUGAAUCAGAUGAUGAAAUCCAACAUGAUGAGAUCCCCACGGGCAAGUGUAUAGCUCCCAUCUUUGACAAAAGACUCAAGCACUUCCGGGUCACCGAAGGCUCUCCAGUGACAUUCACCUGCAAAAUUGUUGGGAUACCUGUCCCAAAGGUUUACUGGUUCAAAGAUGGGAAGCAGAUUUCAAAAAGAAAUGAGCACUUCAAAAUGAGGCGAGAAGGAGACGGGACGUGUUCUCUGCACAUUGACUCCACCACCGGCGAUGACGACGGCAACUACACCAUCAUGGCGGCCAACCCCCAGGGGAGAAUCAGCUGUUCUGGCCACUUGAUGGUACAAGGUUUGCCCCUUCGAAGUCGACUAACAGCUGCUGGUCAGUCUCACAGAGUAAGGUCCCGAGCGCAAGAAAGAGACAAAGAGCCCCUACAGGAACGAUUUUUCCGACCACAUUUCCUGCAGGCUCCUGGGGAUAUGGUAGCUCACGAGGGGCGCCUCUGUCGCCUGGACUGUAAGGUGAGUGGCUUACCGCCUCCGGAGCUGACGUGGCUGCUCAAUGGCCAGCCUGUACUCCCCGACACCUCCCACAUGAUGCUGGUCAGGGAGACCGGAGUCCACUCUUUGCUCAUUGACCCGCUCACUCAACGUGACGCAGGGACCUACACCUGCGUUGCUACCAACAAAACCGGACAGAAUUCCUUUAGUCUGGACCUCACUGUAGUAGCCAAAGAAGUGAAGAAAGCGCCUGUAAUCCUGGAGAAACUGCAGAACAGCGGUGUUCCCGAAGGCCACCCGGUGAGACUGGAGUGCCGGGUCAUAGGCAUGCCUCCACCUGUGUUCUACUGGAAGAAAGGCAACGAGACCAUCCCCUUCACCAGAGACAGGAUCAGCAUGCACCAGGACACAACUGGGUAUGUCUGCCUCCUCAUUCAGCCAGCCAAGAAAUCAGACGCUGGAUGGUACACAUUGUCAGCCAAGAAUGAAGCUGGCAUCGUGUCAUGCACUGCCAGGUUGGAUAUAUACGCUCAGUGGCACCACCAGAUCCCACCACCCAUGUCUGUCCGGCCCAGUGGCAGUCGCUACGGAUCUCUCACCAGUAAAGGACUCGACAUUUUCUCUGCUUUCUCCUCCACGGAAAGCACAAUGGUGUAUUCAUGCUCUUCUCGGAGUGUAGUGGAGAGUGAUGAACUUUAAGAAUGUCUGGGUGCCUGCUGUGUAAGGGGGUGGACUGUGGAGGGGGAAGGAAGACCAGCCAGAUACGAUGGUUUCCAAGCAACUGGAUUUGAGUAAGUUCCCGCUCUGCCCGACCUGUGGCAAGGAGAGCUUUGAGUAAGUCAGCUGGGGACUCUUGCAGUCUCAGCUCAGGGAGAGAUGGAGGGCUGUGCCUUUUAAGAUUCCAACAAAAUGAGAAGACAAUACAGACGAACCAAAGAUGUCAUGCAGCUGCCAUCCACUGCUUUGGGGAAAAGCUAGCAUGCUUCCCUGCCCCCUGCUGCGCUGGGGUACUCAGGCCCUUCUAGGAGCAGUUAGGGGCCAGAUGCUUGGGCUGAGAGGAGUUGGACAGUAGUGACCUUAGGAAUCACCAACUCACUAAACAAUGCAAAGGAAAAAGGCAGGGGGGGUCUCCACCACCUUUCAUUGAUUGCAUCCAUAGCAGUAGUUUCGGUGGAUUUAUUAAAUCAGCUUCUACUUAGCACUAGGAGUCUGUGCCAUACCACUCACAUACGUGGAGAAGCACUUUUGAUUUGCUUACCCUGGGUGUACUGAGCCACAUAACAAAGUGCCAAAAUGUGAUUGAGAUACCAAAAAAAAAAUCACUGAAACACUAAAUAUUGCACAGUGCACUUAUUCUAUAGCCAAAACAGGGACCCACCACCCUGCCUGCACCAUUUCCUUUUGGAUACAAUGGUGAGUGGUUUUUCUUUCUGACUACAUAUAUAUAUAUAUAUAUAUAUAUAUCACUAGGCUCUAGGACUAAGGGGUUGUUAAUAAACCAACCAGAAGGAAAUCUUCUGCGGGGUCACUUUUAAAACUACAAGCUUCAGUUGCCACUUGCAAAAAUAUUCAGGCAUCAUCAUCAUCUGCCCAUAGAAUAUUGACUCUCCCGCUUCUCCCCUCGCCCCAAAAGUCUGCAAGUAUAUGAAGCAGUGAGAAAGGAAGAAAUGCAAACCAGGAGAGGAAGUGAUGGGAGAGUGGUUUUUGUUUUUUCAUUUGCCCAAGCAAAAGCAAAGCAGUGGCUGUAGAAGGAGAGGUCUUUAAUAGUUGUGAACUGCUUUGAGAUCAUUAGUCAAAUUGCAUUUUCUAUACAGAAAAUAUUAUGCUAACUGAGAAAGCGGGAGGGACAGAGAAUGUGCAUCUUUAUUCUAACCCACUAAUUCAAAGCCUGCCUCUCCACUUAAGGAAUUUUUAGACUUAAGUUCACUGUGAUAUCCCAGUGCCUAGAAGAGUGCUUAGCACAAAGUAGACAUUCGAUAACUAUUUGUUGGAUGAAUGAAUCUUAUAUUAGAGAAAUCUACAACAUAUGCACCAGUCAAAAAAUUGCCCUAGGGAUGGUCAUCACGGCACAGUUUGCUCCAGAUUCACCAGGGAAAUGAAUUGGAGUGUCUGUUACCAACUCCUUGUGCCCAAGUCCUUGGUGUUCUCUGAGCCAGACAUCCUCAGCUGGCAUCUUACUCAAGUGAACAAAUAGUAAUUGCUUAGAAAGGCUUGAAAUUUUCUUCACUUCAAGGCAAGGAUUUCCAGUAUAAAAAUAAAUUCAUUCACUCAAAAAAUCA